AUGUCGGAAGAAGCAGAUCCAAAAAAAGAGUCCAGUGGGAAAGAGACGAUGGCCGAGAACACCAAUGAAGAAAGUGAGUUAGAGGAGGAUGUUCUCUUGAAGAUUGUCCAGCAGCGCGUGAGUGAAAACAAGGAGGAAGGAGGAAGAAACAUGUCAUCCUUAGAAGCAGACCAAAAGAACGGGUCAGCAGCUGCAGUGGAAGAGAUGAUGGCCGACAACACCAACGAAGAAAGCGAGUUAGACGAGGAUGUUCUCUUGAAGGUCGUCAAGCAGCGUAUGAGUGACGCUCAGAAUGACUGGGACAACAUCGCAUUCAUCGAUGUUAGCGUUGAGGAGGAGGCACUGGAAGUUGGCAAAGAAAAGCUACAAGAUCCUGAUGUAGCGCAAGCUCCCAUUCAUGAAGCACCAGAGCACCAGACCCCACAGAGACAGCGCCCUCCUCAAACACUUCUUCGGAGGGGAGCUGUGGAGACACCACAAGCCCAGCCCGGAGCAUACCCAGUCUACAACAGCCUACAUGUAGACACCCCACACCACGACAAUCAUGAACAAAACGAGCGGUCACGGGCCGAGGAUACGUCGCUUGCACUACCUCAAUCUCAAGGUACUAGUGACAUGGCCAUUCGUCAAAGUCCCUUGCAAGGAUUUGUGGUCGUGGCGGCAAGAUCUGGUCACAACGAGCGUGAUGCAGCUGCAUUAGAGGAGGGUCAGGAGGCUGAAGCAAGACCUGGGGAAGCGCAGCAAGCAUCCCGCUUCCAGCCCCCUUUGAUUGAAGGAGUAGUAGAACCAUCCCGAACGUUUGGCUGGAGAAAAACCAUCAUUGCCGCGGGAGGCUUGUGUAUGGUGUGUAUCAUUGUAGUUUUGGUUUUGGGUUUGGCAGGUACAUUUGAUCCCAAACAGGAGAUCCUGAUGGAGAUGGCACCCUCCUCCGACAAACUGGAGCAAUCGGUUCUCCAAAGAGUGAAAGAGCGUGGCUAUCUAAAAUGUGCCAUUCGAUACUACCAAGACUCUUUGAUGGGCUUUGAUAUGGAUGUGUGCAAGGCAAUUGCCGGAGCCAUUCUAGGUGAUGCAGCCCUGGUGAGCCGUGAGGGCGCUGCAUCUAACGCCACAGUGUUUCUACAAGUCAACGACGGAACAUUUGACAUUAUAUCCAGAGCCUUGACACACAACAUGCAGCGACAAGUGACGGGGCCAGAAGGUGGAAUGGGGCUGUCAUUUUCACAGCCCUAUUUCUAUGAGUGUCUGAAGUUAGCAGGGGAUCCUUUCUAUCUCAAGUGCGCAGAAGACGGGUUUCGGCAUCUUGGAAACUGUAGUGAUAUCAGGAUCUGCGUCUGGGGUGACUCAAUAGAUUCAAGAUUUCUGGAAGGCAAACUUCCUCACAAGUUCAUUGUUCAAAAGAGCGGCAUGGCAGCUAUUCGCGGUGGCUUAGCUGAUGGUAGCUGCAAUAUUGCUACAUUUGAAGGCACUUCCAUUCUUGAGGAGUAUGCCCGUGAUGCUGGCUAUGUAGGUGACUAUGAGAUUGGCACUCAAUGCUUUUACAAGGAGCCCAAUUGCCUGGUGAUGGGACAAAGUGAUCCCGAAUUCAUUGCGUUUGUCAACAGUGUCCUACAAGCAUUAUUUGCAGCUGAACAGCACAACAUCACACAAGCAGAAGCUGACAUGAUGCCUCAGACAAGUGUGUUCGGGGAACAGUAUGAGGACAUGUUUCGUUGGGCUAUUCAAGCUUCAGGCAACUUCGGUGAGAUCUAUGAACGACAUUUUUCUUCCACUCUUCCCCGUGGCAGUCUGAAUUCCAUCAACAAUGGUGCCUCUGGCUUGCUCUAUUCACAUCCCUUUGGCGUCAUAGACUACCAAAGGGAUCAAAGCGAUUUUGGAACCACAAUGGCUGCUAUCCUUGACAGGGGCGUGGUGCACUGUGGAGUGAGGUAUGCUCGUCCAGGUUUUGCAACAAUGACGAAGGAGAAGAAUGCACCACUGGGGGUGGAUGUGGACUAUUGCCGUGCCAUUGCAGCUGGCUUGUUCAGCGGUCCAAAUCAUGUUGUACUUGUUGAUUUGAAUGAUUCCACUGAUGCCUUUGCCAAACUUGCCGGUGGUGAGGUGGAUGUUGUUGCUGGCGCCACAUGGAAACUAGAAAAUUUUCGUGACCCUAUGACUGGAGUUGUGUACUCCUUUUCCAAACCAUACUUUUAUGGGUCAGGGGAUCAUGGGGAAGAAGAAAACUACUGCCUUGCUACAGUUAGUGAUGACCAUGAUUGGUCCACAUUUGUUUACUGGAUUGUGGAGGCAAUCACAUUUGCAGAAGAGGAAGGCAUUAACAGUACAACAUCAAUCCGAAUGCCAGAGGUCCUCCUCUAUGGACCCUCCAUGAAGCGAAUGUUCCGCGAUGCCAUUCUUGCAGUUGGCAGUUAUGCAGAGAUAUAUGAGAGGAACCUUCAAACCUGGAUCCCCCGAGAUGGACGAAACAUGUUGAAUCCAGGCUUGAAUGGACCUCAGCACUAUGUGCUCCCUGGAAUCAUAUGA
This is a messenger RNA of Seminavis robusta, 2520 nucleotides long. The record is from the annotation of a GenBank genome assembly. Lineage: Eukaryota; Bacillariophyta; Bacillariophyceae; Naviculales; Naviculaceae.